This is a messenger RNA of Caenorhabditis remanei, 1089 nucleotides long. RefSeq lists its product as uncharacterized. Gene Ontology annotation, cellular component: nucleus; cytoplasm. Bases 1 to 1089 code for a protein of 362 amino acids. The transcript is spliced from 5 exons. NCBI's taxonomy places the organism in Eukaryota, Metazoa, Nematoda, Chromadorea, Rhabditida, Rhabditidae. Gene Ontology annotation, biological process: mitotic DNA damage checkpoint signaling; protein phosphorylation. Gene Ontology annotation, molecular function: ATP binding; protein serine/threonine kinase activity. The record is from RefSeq and is a predicted model, not a curated record.
AUGCCAACUCAACAGCAUCCCAAUGAAAAUGCGAGACCGGCAUCUAACAAUGUCAGAAACACAAGACAGGCUGAAAAUGAGAACAACUCUGGUCCUUCCCACCGCAAUACUGCCACUGGUCAACCACGAAAGAGAAACAACACUAGACAGCUGCAGCCGCUCCAGACCAAAUCCAAUGUGACCAACUCUCCGAGACCGAAACGUCGAAAUCUGACUUUGGAAGCUUCUCAGGGCAUAAUAAGAAUUGGAGGAUCAGUGGGAGACUACAGAAUCAAAGAGAAAUUGGGAGAGGGCGAGAAUGGUUUCUGCUACGUCGCAGAGUUAAAAGACAAAAGCGCAAUUGUUGCACUCAAGUUCCAGGACAAGAAGGAAAACGGCGCGAUGAUUGAAAAUGAACUUCGCUUUCUCAAAAAAGUGCAAGGAAACGACGCUAUGAUGAAAUAUAUUGAAAAUUUCACAUAUGGAAGUUACAACGUUAUUGUGACAAAUCUUCUCCAUUGUGAUCUAAAAUCCCAGCUGGCUUAUAAUCGAAAGUUAAGUUCCCACAACACACUUCGAAUAGGAUAUGAAUUGUUCACUGCACUCGAUUGGUUGAGAAAGAAAGGAGUUGUUCAUCGUGAUCUUCAUAGUGGAAAUGUCUUCUUUGACAAAAAGUUUUCAAAAGCUGUUAUCGGAGAUUUCGGGUGCUCCGAAAUGGAAAAACGAAACGAAUUGGGAUUGAAGUUUCAUGACUUGAAUCAUAUUUCACAUAGAGUGAACGAUGAAGAAGAGCAUGGUUUUUUGGAUGACGCUAUUUCCAUUCUAUUUCUCAUGUUGGAACUCUGUGGUAGUCGUUCUUUGUUUCAAGACGGAAACAUUGAAAAAAUGGUGAAGAAAAAGAAAAAGCUGUUCAAGAAACCAGCUGAUGCUCUCAUUAAAGAAACAAACAAAUUCAUGAUUCCGAUCGUAUUUGAACUGCGCAGACAGUUCAACGAACCUCGUCCCACCCACACAAAACUUCUCACCGUCAUUGUCAAGCAAACGGUUCCAGGGUUUGAUCCAAAAAAGAAGUAUGAGACCAACACAAGCCCCCCUCUUCAUUUGGUAUAA